Molecule: messenger RNA, 1027 nt
Organism: Sorghum bicolor (sorghum)
Lineage: Eukaryota; Viridiplantae; Streptophyta; Magnoliopsida; Poales; Poaceae
Product: expansin-A19
Exons: 2
Coding region: 76-858 (260 amino acids)
Biological process (GO): plant-type cell wall organization
Cellular component (GO): extracellular region
Source: RefSeq, a predicted model, not a curated record
UACUGUCUCUACUCUCUAGCUAGCUAGUAGCAGCUGCCGCAGGGAUCGAUCGAUCGCCAGCCGUUUCCGAGCAAGAUGGGGAAACGUUUCCUCCACCAGCUGGUACUCGCCGUCGCCGUUGCGCUCUUCGUCUCUCCGGUGAGAUCGGGCGACUGGCUUCCGGCCACCGCCACGUUCUACGGCGGUGCUGACGGCUCCGACACAAUGGGUGGCGCGUGUGGGUACAGCGACCUGUACGAGCAGGGCUACGGCAUCAACAACGCCGCGCUGAGCACGGCGCUCUUCAACGACGGCGCGUCGUGCGGGCAGUGCUACGUCAUCAUCUGCGACAGCAGCAAGACCCAGUGGUGCAAGCCCGGCAACAACUGGGUCGUCGUCUCCGCCACCAACUUCUGCCCGCCCAACUGGGACCUCCCCGCCGUCGGAGACCUCCCCGCCGGCGGCUGGUGCGCCCCGCCACGGCCCCACUUCGACAUGUCCCAGCCCGCCUGGGAGAACAUCGGCAUCUACAGCGCCGGCGUCAUCAACGUCCUCUACCAGCGAGUGAAGUGCUGGAAGAGCGGCGGCGUGCGCUUCACCAUGGCCGGCUUCAACGGCUUCUACAUGGUGCUCGUCACCAACGUCGCCGGCAGCGGCUCCAUCCAGAGCAUGGCGGUGAAGGGCAACAACACGGAUUGGAUCCCCAUGUACAGGAACUGGGGCGCCAACUGGCACUGCCUCUCCGGCGGGCUCGUCGGACAGGGCCUCAGCUUCGCGCUCGUCUCCACCGGCGGCCAGAACCUCGUCUUCAAGGACGUCGUGCCGGCGUGGUGGCAGUUCGGACAAACUUACACCACCUACCAGAAUUUCGACUACUAAUAAGCGUGUGCACAAGUUAUUAAUUUAUUGGGUCGAUCCUCCAAUACCAGAGAAUUCAGCGUGUGCUGAUUAAGUGAUUAUAUAUUGCUUCAUAUCAUUUAUAGUUUGGGAAAUCUCUUUAUAUUAUUUUAUAUAACCGCCAACGAAUCAUUGUAAGUAAAGUACUAAG